AUCUGCUUCUCAUCCGCCUCCUUGUUCCUACUUGGCAGACGAACUGGGCCAGAAUCAACGGAAUAGUCUACAAGAAAUAUUUCGAUACUCGUUGAUAGUGUCAGGCCCAUUCGUGAUAACUCCAUCCAACCUGAACUUCGCCCAAGAUGAUGCACCCUUCGAGACAGGCGUACGUGGAGGAGGCGGAGGAUACGGAUAUGGGCAUUGAUCUUGCCAACAUUCCCCUCGACCGCGAUUAUGAGAUUCCAUCCGGUGCAGCCGGUAUUCCGGCGGAGAGAGCAUCUGCGAUUCUAUCCCAGUUCGAACGAAAGCGAAGAGCAGCCGCCAUGGCAGUACCGACGGACGAUAAUCGAGUGCGCGCACGACUGCGAGAACUCGGCGAGCCCAUAACUCUAUUUGGAGAAGGCCCUGUGGACCGGAGAGAUCGACUGCGCGAGCUCCUGACCGACCUUGCGGAGAGACAAGAGGGAGCAGGAGGUGAUGUGGACAUGAUGGAAACGGAUGCGGAUGAGGAAGCUGAAGAGGAGGCUGAACAACAGGAAGAAUUCUAUACGGAGGGCACCGAAGAUCUGCUGGAGGCACGGAAGGCGAUUGCGCGCUUUUCUCUGCCCCGCGCAAAAGCGCGCGUGGCCAGACUGAGAGAGGAGUCAACUAUCCCAUUACGGACGCACAUCAAACAUCGAAAGGCGAUUAAGGAGAAGCUGAAUGGUUUCGAUCUCUACGGGUCUCAGAUUGCAGGUGACCGUCCUGUUAGCAUCUGCAGGUUUGCGCCAGAUGGCCAGACCAUUGCGACUGGAAAUUGGGGCGGAGGCAUCCGCUUGCUCACGGUGCCGAAUCUUGAGGAGAAGGCCAGUCUGAAGGCGCAUUCGGAUCGGGUGGGUGGCCUAUCUUGGGCCCCCGGUGCAACACUCCCAGAAUCCAACGUUUCCGAAUCAUCUGUCAACCUUGUUUCUGGCGGCGGCGAGGGUAAUGUGGCCCUCUGGUCUUUGGACCGGGAUACACCAUUAGCUACACUGUCCGGUCACUCUGGGCGUGUGUGUCGGACGGAGUUUCACCCAUCCGGAAAAUAUGUCGCAUCGGCUUCAUUCGACACCACCUGGCGAUUGUGGGACGUGGAAACGACUACGGAGCUCCAGUUGCAGGAGGGUCACUCGCGGGAAGUGUAUACAGUGGCAUUCAACAACGACGGUUCCCUCCUGGCUAGUGGUGGUCUCGAUAGUAUUGGACGUAUUUGGGAUCUUCGGACAGGGCGAACAGCCAUGAUCCUGGAGGGUCAUAUUCGAGAGAUCUUUGGUCUUGACUGGGGUGUUGAUGGAUACCGAGUUCUGUCUGGCUCCGGUGAUGGAUGGGUCAAGUGCUGGGAUUUGCGACAGGUACGGAACUCAGGUGGCAUUGGAGCGCAUAAGAGCGUUGUGUCGGAUUUGCGAUGGUACAAGGGCACCGAGUCGGCGGCUUCAUCAUAUCUGCCGUCAUCUGAAGGCCAGAACGGUGGGAUGGAUGUGGACAGCGCGACGAUGACUUCGAGCGAACAACCGACACCCGUGCAACCAAGAAAGUCAGGCACUUUCUUUGUGAGCAGUGGAUUCGACAAAAAUGUCAACGUCUUUAGUGCAGAUGACUGGUCGUUGGUCAAGACGCUGAGUGGACAUUCCGGUAAUGUUCUCAGUACAGAUAUCAGCAAUGAUGCACAGUGGAUUGCCAGCUGUGGACAUGAUCGGACUGUCAAGCUCUGGGGCAUCGAGUAGAUGUUUAGGGUGAAUUUUAUCAUCUUACAAUCGAUACCCAUGUCUUGCUUGGCCCUCUAUAUUGCUGGAGCUGCCUACCAGAUCGCAUCAUGAGAUAUAUACAACCACUAUCUUGUUGAUGUCACCGCACACUCUUGACUGAGCGAAAAUGAGCAUUCCAAGCCAUUGACGGCUCUUCGUCUAUGACCAGGCGAAGUGAUAGAAAAUACCUCCAUACCAUAACAAUCAUGUAAAGUAACUGAGAUAAUGGAACUACCAAGAAUGAGAACAUGCUUGAUGUCGGAAGCACCGAUUUUUGGUGCUCAGUUGAUAGAUACAGUUCGCUGAGAUUUAGUCAAUUACAAUGUCUAUUUAUUCCACCA
Messenger RNA from Aspergillus wentii DTO 134E9, 2107 nucleotides. Its product is annotated as putative pre-mRNA splicing factor. The coding region runs from base 147 to 1745 and encodes 532 amino acids. Gene Ontology annotation, molecular function: protein binding; U4 snRNA binding; U6 snRNA binding. Lineage: Eukaryota; Fungi; Ascomycota; Eurotiomycetes; Eurotiales; Aspergillaceae. Gene Ontology annotation, cellular component: U4/U6 x U5 tri-snRNP complex. The record is from RefSeq and is a predicted model, not a curated record. The transcript is spliced from 3 exons. Gene Ontology annotation, biological process: mRNA splicing, via spliceosome.